This is a messenger RNA of Mesoplodon densirostris (Blainville's beaked whale), 1998 nucleotides long. RefSeq names its product cytidine monophosphate-N-acetylneuraminic acid hydroxylase. The transcript is spliced from 15 exons. Gene Ontology annotation, molecular function: 2 iron, 2 sulfur cluster binding. The record is from RefSeq and is a predicted model, not a curated record. NCBI's taxonomy places the organism in Eukaryota, Metazoa, Chordata, Mammalia, Artiodactyla, Ziphiidae. The coding region runs from base 1 to 1998 and encodes 665 amino acids.
AUGGGCAGGCAAGUGAGAGGGGCAAGUGGAGAUAAACCCUCCACAAGUCGGAUGGACAUUGAAAGGAGGGGAGAAAAUUCACUGUCAGGUGCCACCCGGCCUGGCAUCGAACAAACAACUGAGAUCCUGUUGUGUCUCUCACCUGCUGAAGUCGCCAAUCUCAAGGAAGGGAUCAAUUUUGUUCGAAAUAAGAGCACUGGCAAAGAUUACAUCUUAUAUAAAAGUAAGAGCCACCUGCGAGCAUGCAAGAAUAUGUGCAAGCACCAAGGAGGCCUGUUCAUAAAAGAUAUCGAGGAUUUAGACGGAAGGUCUGUUAGAUGCACAAAACACAACUGGAAGUUGAAUGUGAGCACCAUGAAGUAUAUCAAUCCUCCAGGCAGCUUCUGUCAAGACGAACUGGUUGUGGAAAAGAAUGAAGAAAAUGGACUUUUGUUUCUAGAACUGAAUCCUCCUAACCCCUGGGAUUCAGAGCCCAGAUCUCCUGAAGAUUUGGCUUUUGGGGAAGUGCAGAUAACAUACCUGACUCAUGCCUGCAUGGACCUCAAGCUGGGAGACAAGAGGAUGGUGUUUGACCCUUGGUUAAUCGGUCCUGCUUUUGCCCGAGGAUGGUGGUUACUACAUGAGCCUCCAUCCGACUGGCUGGAGAGGCUGUACCAAGCGGACCUAAUUUACAUCAGUCACAUGCACUCAGACCAUCUGAGUUACCCCACACUGAAGAAAGUUGCUGGAAGAAGACCAGAUAUUCCCAUUUAUGUUGGAAACACGGAAAGACCUGUCUUUUGGAAUCUGAAGCAGAGUGGUGUCCAGUUGACUAAUAUCAAUGUAGUGCCAUUUGGAAUAUGGCAGCAGGUAGACAAAAAUCUUCGAUUCAUGAUCUUGAUGGAUGGCGUUCAUCCUGAGAUGGACACUUGCAUUAUCGUGGAAUACAAAGGUCAUAAAAUACUCAAUACAGUGGAUUGCACCAGACCCAAUGGGGGAAGGCUGCCUAUGAAGGUUGAUCUAAUGAUGAGUGAUUUUGCCGGAGGGGCAUCAGGCUUUCCGAUGACUUUCAGUGGUGGAAAAUUUACUGAGGAAUGGAAAGCCCAAUUCAUUAAAACAGAAAGGAAGAAACUUCUGAACUACAAGGCUCGGCUGGUGAAGGACCUACAACCCCGAAUUUAUUGCCCUUUUGCUGGGUAUUUUGUGGAAUCUCACCCAUCAGACAAGUAUAUUAAGGAAACAAACAUCAAAAAUGACCCACAUGAACUCAACAACCUUAUCAAGAAAAAUUCUGAUGUGUUAACAUGGACCCCACGACCUGGAGCCACUCUUGAUCUGGGUAGGAUGCUAAAGGAUCCAACAGACAGCAAAGGCAUCAUAGAGCCUCCAGAGGAGACUAAAAUUUACAAGGAUUCCUGGGACUUUGGACCAUAUUUGAGAAUCUUGAAUGCUGCUGUAGGAGAUGAAAUAUUUCAUCACUCACGCUGGAUAAAAGAAUACUUCACUUGGGCUGGAUUUAAGGAUUAUAACCUGGUGGUCAGGAUGAUUGAGACAGAUGAGGACUUCAACCCUUUUCCUGGAGGAUAUGACUAUUUGGUUGACUUUCUAGAUUUAUCCUUUCCAAAAGAAAGACCAAGCCGGGAACAUCCGUAUGAGGAAGGUUCUGUAUUCCACCCACUGAACACAUCUGCUAGCACCGCUUCUCUGACGCCAAAAAUCCACAGGUCCUGCCCAGACUUUGCCCAGCUCCCGCUAACUCUGUCCAGCUUCAGAUUCAUUAGAGUUAAUCGCCUGCUAGAUACCAUCACCUGGAUAUCCAAAUCCCUGAUUCGGAGCCGGGUUGAUGUCAUCAGACACGUGGUGAAGAAUGGUCUGCUCUGGGAUGACUUGUAUAUAGGAUUCCAAACCCGGCUGCAGCGGGAUCCUGACAUAUACCAUCAUCUGUUUUGGAACCAUUUUCAAAUAAAACUCCCCCUAACACCACCCAACUGGAAAUCCUUCCUGAUGUACUGUGGGUAG